Pseudovirgaria hyperparasitica is the source of this 2139-nucleotide messenger RNA. RefSeq lists its product as uncharacterized. NCBI's taxonomy places the organism in Eukaryota, Fungi, Ascomycota, Dothideomycetes, Acrospermales, Acrospermaceae. Bases 442 to 1974 code for a protein of 510 amino acids. Gene Ontology annotation, cellular component: RNA polymerase II transcription regulator complex. The record is from RefSeq and is a predicted model, not a curated record. Gene Ontology annotation, molecular function: transcription cis-regulatory region binding; DNA-binding transcription activator activity, RNA polymerase II-specific. The transcript has a single exon.
CCUGAGGCCAAUCGGAGUCCCGUGCGAUCUCGGCACUCUGAUUAUCUCCACAUCUGAUAUGAUUAGAUUUCUUCCAGCUACAUCCUCAUUGCUUUCCUUCCCACCUCACGACGGCCUACACGAUGGCUGGGAAGCUCGAAAUCAGUCGCAUCUCGCCUGUACACUCGCCUGAUGAUUGCUGUGAGAGGAAUUCACCAUUGACGCCUGGAGCAACUAAUCCAAUCAAUCGGUCUCGCAACCUGUCUUGUAAGUGCCAAGCUUUUCCACAUGCCCCUCCUGAGGCUUUUCCCGUCACACACUGCCGGAAUUCUCUAUGACAUGUCUAUUUGUGUCUCUGUCCUGGUCCAUCUUCCGCUCGCUUCAGCCUGUGUAUCCCUAGAAUUUCUGACAUACGCAUUGGCGUCUCAUAUUUCCGUCUUGCGCCUGGUCGCGUACAUGUAGAUGUCUUAUUUUGACUUUGAUGAUCUAGUGCAGCCGUCGCCUGCGGCCGCUGCCAGCCCUUCCAUUCUCCCCUCGCCGUCCACCCAGAAUACGUUUGGAUAUGGCAUCGCGGUACCCGGACCGAGCGGGCCCCUAGGUGCGACGUACAAGAUUCCGCCGCGGCCCAAGCCUGGCCGGAAGCCCGCGACGGAUGAACCGCAGACCAAGCGCAAAGCCCAGAACAGAGAAGCUCAGAGAAACUUUCGUCAGAGAAAGGCACAGAGAUUGACUGAACUUGAGGGAGAGCGGGAGCAGAAAGAUAGGGAGCAUCAGGAAGAAACGGAACAUCUACAGUCGCAGAUCGAGUCACUGAACCAGGAAUUGGCCCUGCUCACCGAAAACGAACAGAAUGCCCAACGACAACUCCAAGAGGCUCUUGCUAACCUUCGGAGAGCCGAAGAUGAGCGCGAUCACUACCGAUCAUUAUACGAGUCGUCGAAUACACCCUCGCUACGGGCUGGCUACAGAAACGAAGUGUCUACUCCGGGCUCCCUGGCCGGUGCCUCGGCUAGUUCACCAGCGUUUGGCCUUACGCCUGUUACCAAUUCAGCGAUGAGUGUAGACAAUCGGUCGAAGUCAAUCCUGUCGGGAUGUGAUGAUUGUGAGCCAGAAAGAGGCAAUUGUGCUUGUAUCAAUGCCUUCGCAGACCCUGUCAACCUAGAAGCUCCGUUAUCACCCAUGUCUGACGUUAAGAUGAAGGAUGUUGACGAAAGAUCGAACUAUGAUGAUCGUGAGAUCGAUUUCACCACACAGCAAGCAGGGCAAGACAAGAGGCCCUCUGUUGCAUUCAUUACUGAGCAGUCCAUGGACGGAUGUGGUUUCUGUACCGACGAAAGCAACUGCGUGUGUGCUGCUGAAGCUAAGAUUUCGAUCGAACAGACGACUCGAACACUCCCCCCUAUGCGAACCCGACCUCCUCGGGCUCAAAUGUCGUCUGCUGAUUCAACGCAGCAAAGACGAGCUCCAGGGACCUGUCCGGAUUGCCAGAAAAACCCUCGUCAGCAAGAGUGGUGCAAGUCUGUAUCUAGGGAUGCCCAGUCUCCUGCAUCCUCUCAUACUAUUCAAAGUCCCUCCCAGGCAACCAACCCUGCCAAUCGCUACUCUGUUGGAUGCACAGAUGCUUUCCAUAUUUUCAACAACCGCGUUCCGAUGGCAUCGACGAACGAACGAAUGGACUGGACCUCAGAUCUGGAAACUCUGCCGCCCGGUGCAUCGAGGAAAAUCUACUUCUCUCAUCUUCAUGGAGAGAACAAGGAAGCCCCUCCACCACAGGAUCGCAAGUACACAGCUGUGGAGAUUGACAGUGCCAGCAUCUUGACUGCUUUGACUCGCCACGAUCGUCGCCACUCCUCUGACAAGAAAACGGAUCAAGUUCUUCAGAAAACUGUGCGCUUCCUGGAGGAGUUGCCGCAGCAGACUACACACGAUCGUCAUGGACGAGAAGAUGGACAUUCGUCGAACUCUAGAAGCUCAAUCGGUCACAUAUUGAAUUAGAGAAUGGGAUGCAAACACACAUCAUUCAACGGCGUUAUGAUAUCCGGUAGGUCGCAGUCGGAACAGUGCACCACCAAACAGCACCAGCUGUAAUUUGAGGUGGUUACGUGUUGGAGCAACAUAUGGGUUGUAUUCCUUUAUACGAUCAAUACUCUGUAGUCAUCA